Messenger RNA from Sinocyclocheilus rhinocerous, 1494 nucleotides. Its product is annotated as E3 ubiquitin-protein ligase TRIM39-like. The record is from RefSeq and is a predicted model, not a curated record. Bases 118 to 1494 code for a protein of 458 amino acids. Gene Ontology annotation, molecular function: protein binding; zinc ion binding. The transcript has 8 exons. Lineage: Eukaryota; Metazoa; Chordata; Actinopteri; Cypriniformes; Cyprinidae.
GAAAGUGAAACUAACUUGAUCAGAAACAAUAUGGACUCCUGAAACGAUCAAACUCUUCAAACAGCAGAAUACUGAAUCGUUCAAAGACGCUUGUGGACACACCUGAUACUCACAGUCAUGUCAUCCUCCAUUAGUUCACUGACUGAGGAGCUUCAGUGCUCUAUAUGUCUGGACGUGUUCACUGAUCCAGUCAGCACUCCAUGUGGACACAACUUCUGCAAGACCUGUCUGAAUAAGUGCUGGGACAACAGCCAGACCUGCAGCUGUCCAUACUGUAAAGAAACUUUCAAGCAAAGACCUGAUCUCAAGAUUAAUACCACACUCAGAGAGCUCGUAGGUGACUAUAAAAAGAAAAGUCCUGAGAAAAAGCCUGAAGUUCUGUGUGACAUCUGUGAGGAAAGAAAGCUGAAAGCCCUGAAGUCGUGUCUGGUGUGUCAGAGCUCUUACUGUGAAACUCACCUGGAGCCUCAUUUGAGAGUGACACUUUUGAAGAAACACAAACUGAUGGAUCCUGUGAGUAAUCUGGAGGACUAUAUAUGCCAGAAACAUGAUAGUCCUCUGGAGCUGUUCUGUAGAGAUGAUCAGACAUGUGUGUGUAUGAUCUGCUCUGUGAAAGACCACAAGAACCACAACACUGUUCCUAUAAAAGAGGAGAGCGAAGAUAAGACUGAGCUGAUGAAGACACAGAAAGACAUGCAGCAGAUGAUCCAGGACAGAAUCAAGAAGAUUCAAGACAUCAAACACUCAGCAGAAGUCAGAAAAGGAUUUUAUACUGAACUGCUGGAGAUGAUGGAGGAGCAGCAGAAAGCAGCAGAGAAACAGGAGGAAGAGCUGAUUGAAGAGCUGGAGCAGGAGAUCACUGAGCUAAAGAUGAGAAACACUGAGCUGGAGCAGCUCUCACACACUGAAGAUCACCUCCACCUCCUACAGAUUUACUCAUCCCUGUGCAGCCCUAGAAACAGCAGGAACUGGCCUGAGAUCAGUAUGAAGACUCAUGAGAGUCUGGAGACUCUGAGGAGAGCUCUGACUCAACUGAAGGACACUAUAGAUGAGAAACUCACACAAACUGAGCUGAAGUGGAUGCAGCAGAAUGCAGUGGAUGUGACUCUGGAUCCUGAUACAGCUCAUCCAUAUCUCAUUCUGUCUGAUGAUGGAAAACAAGUGAGAGAUGGAGACAUUGAUCAGAAACUCCCAGACAAACCUGAGAGAUUUGAUUACUGUGUAAAUGUUUUGGGAAAGGAGGGAUUCUCCUCAGGGAAAUUUUAUUUUGAGGUGCAGGUGAAGGGAAAGACUGAAUGGAUUUUAGGAGUGGUCAGAGAAUCCAUUAACAGGAAGGGAACGAUCACACUGAGACCCAGUGAUGGAUGCUGGACUGUGGCUCUGAGGAAUGGAGAUAAAUAUAAAGCCUUUGCUGGUCCUCGUGUCACUCUGUCUCUGAGAGUGAAGCCGCAGCGGGUCGGUGUGUUUGUGGAUUAUGAGGAGGGUCUGCAAUAA